Messenger RNA from Sphaeramia orbicularis (orbiculate cardinalfish), 2248 nucleotides. RefSeq names its product serum response factor binding protein 1 (gene srfbp1). Gene Ontology annotation, biological process: maturation of SSU-rRNA. The transcript is spliced from 3 exons. Lineage: Eukaryota; Metazoa; Chordata; Actinopteri; Kurtiformes; Apogonidae. The coding region runs from base 105 to 1805 and encodes 566 amino acids. Gene Ontology annotation, cellular component: 90S preribosome; nucleus. The record is from RefSeq and is a predicted model, not a curated record.
CGCGUGACGUCACUCCGUCUCCGAGGACGUACGAAUCAUGGCAGCGCCCUGUGACUACUAGUGUUUCUCUUAGUUUUAAUACUGAUUUUGUCGGCUAAACAGCAAUGAUAAAAAUGGCGACACCUGCUGACGAAGAGCAGGAGAAAAAGAUUGACUUGAAGGAAGAAGUGGAAGCAAAACAAGAAACAGAAGAAGAGAUAGGAGAAAGUGAUGAGGAAGAGGAGUCAGGUGAUGAUGAAGAUGAUGAUGAUGGAGAAGCAGAAGAUGGAGCUGAUGAAAAGGAUGAUAAAAAAGAAGAAGAAAAAGCAACACCAACACCACGGCAAGCGGUCAAAGCCAAGAAAAAGCAGGAUGAUGUCCUCAACCUGAAUAAUGAGGUGGUGAAGAUGAGAAAGGACAUGAAGAGGGUACGAGCUCUGAUCAUCAGGAAGCUGAUAUCCCAGAUUGCUGCUUUGAAGAAGAAGAAGGGGAAAGAGAUGGAGGUUGAGCGGAACCAGAGGAGAGCAGCCAGACUGCUGGAGGAGAUCCAUGCCAUGAAGAUCCUUGUGCCAGAUCUGGUCACCAAAACAGCCUUGCAGAAGAGUCUCAACUUUGACCAAGUAUGUAAAAAUCCCAAGUCUACUAUUUCUGAUCGAGCUAUAGCUCGCAUCGCCACCCACCCACAGUUCAACAAGAAGAUAGAGCAGAUCAAAGCUGCUGUGAAAGCCUUCAAAGAGGAGAGGAUGAAGGGAGAAAAGCAGAGAGGGAAGGUACAAGGGCAAAAUCAGGUUGAAAAGUCAAAGCUACAGUCAGAAGGCAGUGAUGGAAAAAAAGGACAAACAAAGGAAGAGAAAGAUGAGGACAUUGAAAAGGCAAACGUUGAUAAACUGUCUAUAGAGGACAAAGGGAAUGCAAAUGUUUCAGCUGAUACUGUUGAUGUUCAAGAGAAAAAGACACCAGAAACUGAGACUAUAAAACCAGCAUCAAUAAAAAAUUGUGAAGUGCUCGAGACUGUGAGAAGUAAACCUCAAAGCGUAGCUGCGGAAACCAAACCAAAUCUAAAAUCUGUUCCUGAAGUGAUCCAGAAAAAGGACGUUGAGGCUGAGAGUGAUUUAGAGUCAUCAUCAGAGGAGGAGGAGGAUGGGGAGGAGAAAGAGUACUUUGAUGACAGCACUGAGGAACGUUUUCACAAGCAGUCCUCCGGGUCUGAAAGCGAUGAUGAUGACUUUUUUCUGGGAAAAGUUAGCAAAUUCAAGAAGAAAAAGACAAGUGGGGGAGUGGUGCAGCAGACGCAAGAAGUGAAAGGGGAAACAACCAGUCCACUGAAAACUUCUGACCCGGUCCAGAGUGAACUUGAUGAGCUUGAAUCCAGACUAAAAUCCAAGGCAACUUCCCUGAAAUCUGUUUUCUGCUCCUCCCUAUCAGGGACGAAGCAGAGUCGUGGUGGAGGUGGAGGCAGAGGUGGAAAUAAAUUUAGUAAACAGAGGGGUGGAAGGGAUGGAAAUAGAGAUUUUAGCAAACAAAGUAAGUUCCAAAAUCAGGAUAAAAGCAAGGAGGGAUUGAAAUACAAUAAACCCUGCCCUGAAGACAGGCGUCCUGACUCUGAGGAGAGGGGUUUUGCAUCCGCUGGCCGAGGGAGGGGGCGGGGGAGGGGGAGAGGGGAUUUCACAAGACAAAAGGAUCACAGAGGAGGAGGUGUCAUUUCCCAUCAGGCACCACAGCAGGCACUGCACCCAUCCUGGGAGGCUAGUAAAAAGAGGAAAGAGCAGCAAGGACAGAUCCAGGCCUUCCAGGGGAAAAAGAUCAAGUUUGAUGAUGAUGACUGAACUUUUUUAUUUAAGGCUUCAGCUGUAAGAUGAGCAUCUUAGUGUGUCUGUAUGAAGUUUGUUUUGGAGUCCAUUUCUUGAGUCCCUACAUCCAUGUAAAACUGUUAUUUCUAUGUAAAGGACUCAGAUCCUUAUGCUUGCUCCUGUGUUCAUCAAAACCUCUUUUCCAGUCAUACAGAGGCUGACAUUUGCAACACUAGUUUAGCUUAGAAAUUGAGUUAACAUCAACAAAUGACCAUCUCCAAACACAAACUUCACAUAAGUAUACAAGUACACAUGAUUGUAACAUAUUGAAGUGUUACUAAAACAAGGUUCAUCUAUCUAUUAUAUAGUAAAGUGUCUACAUGUCAUAUUUGUCAGAUAUUUGAACAAGAAGAUGCUCUGCAACAGUGGAAACCCUGGAAUAAUUAAAUGACAAUGUUUUGCAGGGUGUAAUUUUUUUU